AACCACUCAGCCGCCCGGAGGUCUGAGGUGGGCGGAGACUGAGCCCGAGGUCCUCCCAGUCCGCAGAGACUCACCGCGCAUUACGGACUCGGCACCCGCACCCGUCCGAGGAGGAAGCAUCAUGGCUGCGACCACUUGUACACGCUUUACUGACGAAUACCAGCUGUACGAGGAGCUUGGCAAGGGGGCCUUUUCAGUGGUGCGCCGCUGUGUCAAACUCUGCUCAGGCUUAGAGUUCGCCGCCAAAAUCAUCAACACCAAAAAACUCUCGGCCAGAGACCAUCAGAAGCUGGAGAGAGAAGCCCGCAUCUGCAGAUUGCUCAAGCACUCCAACAUCGUUCGUCUCCAUGACAGUAUCUCAGAGGAAGGCUUCCACUAUUUACUCUUUGACCUGGUGACAGGAGGGGAGCUGUUUGAGGACAUUGUGGCCAGAGAAUACUACAGUGAAGCAGAUGCCAGUCACUGUAUACAUCAGAUUCUAGACUGUGUGUCUUACACCCACCAACAUGAAAUAGUGCAUAGGGACCUCAAGCCGGAGAACCUGCUGCUGGCCAGCAAGUGUAAGAACGCAGCAGUGAAGCUGGCUGACUUUGGACUGGCAAUCGAGGUUCAAGGAGACCAGCAGGCUUGGUUUGGCUUUGCAGGCACCCCCGGCUAUUUGUCCCCAGAGGUGCUGAGGAAAGAGGCGUAUGGCAAACCUGUGGACAUCUGGGCCUGUGGUGUGAUCCUCUACAUCCUCUUGGUUGGAUACCCUCCGUUCUGGGAUGAGGACCAGCACAAACUCUACCAGCAGAUCAAAGCUGGAGCGUAUGAUUUUCCCUCCCCAGAGUGGGACACGGUGACCCCGGAGGCUAAAAACCUUAUCAACCAGAUGCUGACUAUCAACCCAGCCAAGCGAAUCACUGCCCAGGAGGCUCUGAAGCACCCAUGGGUCUGCCAACGCUCAACAGUGGCCUCCAUGAUGCACAGGCAGGAGACAGUGGAGUGCCUGAAGAAGUUUAACGCCAGGAGGAAACUCAAGGGGGCCAUUUUGACCACCAUGCUCGUCUCCAGGAACUUCUCUGUUGGUCGGCAGACCACAGCCCCCGCUGCCAUCAGUGUUGCAGCUAGUACCACCGCUGGCAUCGUGGAACAAGCCAAGAGUCUCCUGAACAAGAAGGCUGAUGUCAAGCCCCAGACACACAGCACGAGAAACAGCAUAGUCACCAGUCCCAAAGGCAACACCACAACUGCUGCACUGGAGCCUCAGAUUACUGUUAUCCAUAAUCCAAUAGAUGGGACCAAGGGAUCAUCGGACAGCAGCACCACGACUAUUGAGGAUGAAGAUGUGAAAGCUCGCAAACAGGAGAUCAUAAAGAUCACAGAGCAGCUGAUUGAAGCUGUCAACAACGGGGACUUUGAAGCCUACGCGAAGAUCUGCGACCCUGGCCUGACCUCGUUUGAGCCCGAGGGGCUGGGUAAUCUAGUGGAGGGAAUGGACUUCCACAGAUUUUACUUUGACAAUCUCCUCUCCAAGAACAGCAAGCCUAUCCACACCACCAUCCUCAACCCCCACGUGCACAUGAUCGGAGACGAGGCCGCCUGCAUCGCGUACAUUCGUCUGACGCAGUUUGUCGACGGGCAGGGCCGGCCCCGCUCCAGCCAAUCAGAAGAGACCAGGGUGUGGCACCGCAGGGACAGUCGGUGGCAAAACGUCCACUUCCACUGCUCAGGAGCUCCUGCUGCCCCUCUGCAGGGAUAAGGUACGUGACACUGAUGAGGAGGUCGAGAGAGGCGGACAGGGAAUGGGUGGAUAAUCUAAGAGAGAAAGAGAGACGCGGUGGUGAGAGAGAGAGGCGGAGGUGGAUGGAGGUUGAGUUUAAAGAGUCUGAUUAUGGGAUGGUGGCCGUCCUCCGUCGCCUCACACACCCAGCCCGCUCUUCUCUCUGUCUCCCUACAACCUCGACAGCAGACGGCGACAACGAAGCUCCCAUCGCCAAAGCCUACAGUACAGCAGAGGGCGUAUCCAUCAGCUGCUAAAGGAAACUGUAUAGUCCACAUCUUGUGUCCUGUCGGCCUGUAUGUGGCUGCAGUCUGACACCAAAACACACCUGGACAACACCCCCUGUGUCCUGUGCUCCAAUGUGGCACCCUCCUGUUCAAGAUCCCCCCUCAAACAUAAAGUUAUUGUUCCUUCCCUCUAGUAUUAAUAUGGCUGCAGUCUGUCAUUGUGCUCUUGCGACUGUACAGUGUAUUUAUGAGUCACUCUAAACCAUUCCUCCUGUUAUUGUCUUCUUUUUUAUGACGAGCAUGACUCCUACCUGUUAUUCUUAUAACCUGUGGCUGUUUUUCUGCACGAAUAGGGCUGCCUGUGUGAAAUGAACAAGCCGCGUGUCUCACAGAGAGAGAGACCAGUGGGUGUAUUUAAUUAUCUGUUUUGUUUAGUCAUUCAACAGAGUUUUUCUCCCUCUUUCCUCUGCAGUAUAGUGGACCCUGAACCCACGCCUCUGUGUUCACUGGGCCCCUCUGAGCCACUCUGUAAGACAGUGAAAACCAUGCAGCAUGCUAAGAUAUUAGUGUCGCUCUUAACCGAUUCUCUAUGUACUGAACAUUGCAAGUUAACUGCUGAAAUUAUGACAAUGGUUGACCUUCUAGUAUCACUGCUGUUUAUGUAAAUUUCCAGUUUCUCCGUGGUGACUUUACUCCAACUAUGCUGUAGAUGGUAUUUAAUUGCAUGAUAUUCAAGUUAAUACAUUGGUUAGUUGGGUGUUAUCGUGCAUUUUGUUGAUUUGUCUCCUUUUGGACUGAACUGCUGGUGAGCUAUACUCUAUUGCCUCUAGUCUCUGGGCUUUGUAAGUGCAUAAACUAUUGUUUUUGUAUUUAUAGCAUAGUGUAGGAUAUAAGGAUGCAGGUGGUGAUGAUAACAGAAUAUGCCUUUUAGAGAAAUUGCUGGGUCCAGAUCAGAUUUUAUUAGAGACCAAACCCAGGAUCAUAGUUGAUCACUUUUACCUUUUACAAUCAAAAUGGCCCUGACCGGCUUCACAUCAGGGGGUUAGUUGUUUAUUUUAAGCAGUGAAGAAGAAAUGCUAUGUGUAUUAAGAAUGCUAAACGAGAAAUGGGUAUAAUAGAUGUGUAUGCAGGAUUUUAGUAAAACGGGUUAUUUUCUCAAACAUUUGACCAGACACCAAAUGCAAAGCCUCAAAAUUAUUGUCAAUUGUUGGAUUCAAACAAAAGAAAUCUGUCAUUUUUUGGUCCAGGUAUUUUGACUUGGAGCUUCUUUCAGUCCCCCGGACACCACAUAUCUUAUUUUUUAUUUCCUCAAGAGAAGUUUUAGAAAAAUUAGUCUAUCAUAGAACAUUUAGUCAUCAAGAAAAAAAAGAAUUGAUCAACCCAUAGUGGAAUACAUAAUCCUUACAUGACUAUAAUCAGUGUUUUUAUAAUAACGUCAUAAAGUGACUGUACACAUCACCAAUGCACAAAACAAAUUAUAAUUCCAAGCAGACAAUUCUAUUGCACCGCAGCCAAACCCAUGCGACGUUCAAGGUUAACCAGUAUAGCAGAUGGAUAGAUGGCAAACAUACCUAAUAUUAUCAAAGAAAUUAUUUCCAUUUGUCAUUAGAUUGUCAAAGUUGAAUAUAUUAAAUAUAUAUAUAUACAGUAUAAUCUUCAUUCAGACCCCUGUGGUGUGCACGAACCUCUCCUCAAGAGGGCGCCAACAUCAAACAACAGAAUUGCAUUAGUGAAGUGCAGGGUUCAAAAUACAAACGUGAACAGUGCUGAGUUCUGCAAUGAUGUGUUUGUGAGAGUCUGAUAAAGAGCGUGAGCAGAAAAAGAAUGAAAACUGUUGCAGACAGGUCCUCAGUUAAUCCAUUUUGAUCAGCAUUUAUGACAUCUACAUUUUUCAAUUGCUUUCACUCAAUUUUCCAGAAUUAUAAUGUCCAGAGGUAUAACUGUUAAAAUAAAAAACAGUUUUAUCCUUUAAUCAUCACAUAAUGCGCAAAAUAAAAACAUCAUUGCUGACUAGUUCUUCGACUUAUUGUUGGCUGAUGGCAGGAGAUUAAUCAGAAGAUGUUUUGAUUAUUAGUUGAUCAGAUUUUCUGUAUUUUUGUAAAAGAAAGAGCAUCUGUCAAACGUGAGCAUUAGUUGCUUCUCUCUGUUUUACAUUACUGGAAAUUGAAAUGGUGUUUGUCUGUUGGACUGAAUUUUUAACUGAUUUAUUUAUUAAUUGAAUGAUUUAGCACACUGGAUGAUCGAUUUGUUAAUUUGGGAAAGAAAUCACAGAUUAGUCUCGAUCAGGAAAAAUACUGAUUACAGCCGUAAUCUGUAAACGCGAUGUGUUUAAACAUUCCCAAAUUUCAAUAAUUCUAGUCAAAGUAAUAUGCAAAAGUAAUAUGCAAAAGUUAUUUCAUCAAGAGUCUACACCGGUGCAACUGACUCAGCUGUCUGUAUUUGAAAUGAUGUAAGAAUGAUUUCGGUAUUUUAUGACAUUUACUGAAUAUGCUAUUACUGUAAAUAUAGAUUAUAUUGACUGGAAUCUGACUUUGCGUUUCUGCAUCAGUGUACAUUUAGUUCAAAGUUUACAUUGAGUUGUCAAAGUUUACAUAUAUAUAUAUAUAUAUAUAUAUAAUAUUUUUAAUGUUAUAAGGACAGAGGAUGUCCCACCAUGUUAAAGCCCUAUGAGACAAAUUAUGAUUUGUGAAUAUGGGCUAUAAAAAAACAAUUUUAUUGAUUGAUUAAUGUUUAAUGAUUUAAAAUAUAAUGCAAUACAAUGCAUUUCUUUUUUUUCUUCUCCCCCACUGCCACACUUUUUAAAUGUAUAUGGCCAUAUGAAGUGAUCAUCCUUUACAUUGAAAUGCUGCUCGCCUGGUACUGUUAAUGUGGUGAAAUGUCUAGCAUGCAUUGGUUCAGUGGUUUGUAUAAUAAAAUAAACUUUAUUUAAACCGUC
Platichthys flesus (European flounder) is the source of this 4924-nucleotide messenger RNA. RefSeq names its product calcium/calmodulin-dependent protein kinase type II subunit beta (gene camk2b2). The record is from RefSeq and is a predicted model, not a curated record. Gene Ontology annotation, molecular function: calcium/calmodulin-dependent protein kinase activity; ATP binding; calmodulin binding. Gene Ontology annotation, biological process: protein phosphorylation. Gene Ontology annotation, cellular component: neuron projection; cytoplasm. The transcript has 21 exons. Lineage: Eukaryota; Metazoa; Chordata; Actinopteri; Pleuronectiformes; Pleuronectidae. Bases 122 to 1741 code for a protein of 539 amino acids.